AUGGAGAGGCGUUAUUGUAAAACGUUAUGGCCGAUCCAUGGUUGGAGAGAGAAGACAGUCGUAAUGACGAGAAAAGAUUAUCAGAAUGUCAUACUGAUGAGCGCACUGAAUCUAUUUCUUCAUUUGACGACGAUUUUACAGCAGUAAGUCGCCUACCAGAUUCCGAUAAUUACAUAAAAUCCUUGGAGUCAAGACUGGAUAAGCUAAAGUGUAAGAACAGGGAUUUAAGCUCCAAGGAUAUUAUUACAUCUCUUCAAGCAGUCCGUCAUGGCCAUGUUGAAAGAAGAUGUCUGACUGAUCCACCUGUUACAUGCUCACUCUUUUCUGAUUAUGAAAGUGUUGAUAUUGAUGAAGAAAUAAGUUCUUCAUAUAUUGAAAAAAGAAUAUUCCCAGCCAAACAGGCCCUCACAAAGGAAGAAAUUCAAGCAUUAUUAGAGGCAGACAUCUUAGCCAAAACUACAGCUGCAAUGACAGAUGAAGAAUCUCAUGUUAAAGAUAGCAGUUCACCUGAAGCUUUAAGAUAAUGGAACUUAAGUAUCUUAUAUAAAAAUAUUUAAAUUUGCUUGAUGGUAGUACAUAUGUAUUUAGAUUAAAAGCUAGAAUUGGAUAUUGUAAAAGAAUGAAUAAAAUACUUAUAGAUCAUAUGGAAAAAGUUUGUGUAAUCUAAUUGUAACUUUAAAGUAAUGUCAAAUCACUAUUCUGUGUUGCUUAUAUUCAUUAGAAAAUCAUAAAACAUUUUAACAACAACAGUAGUAUUCUGGAAAUAAAUUAAAAUGAAAGUAUGCGUGAGACAUUCCUUUGGAGUAUUUUAAAACUUGCCUUGAAAGAAACUGAUGACUUACUUGCAAGAGGUUUAUUGUACUUAUUCAUGUACUCUUUAAGCAUUAUCUGGUAUUUGUAGUUUUCAUACAGUAUACUUGUAUUCUUACUCAUUUUUUAUGACUUUUGGUUGCCAGCCUCAACACACAAGAACUGUUUUAAUUGUAUGCUUUUUUAUAUUCAUCCAAAUUCCAGUUAUUACAUUAAAGUAUCUGUGUAAGCUUGGCCAGUGAGUCCAGAAUAAAAGUUUCCUAACAAACUUUUAAUUUUAAUUAAAUCAGUAAUACUAUGAUAACAUAAGCUCUUAAAAUGAAAAUAUGCUGAUCUUGCCAUAUUACACCUUAAUGUUAUACAGAGAUGUGGUCAGUGUAAAUUUGUUGUGUAGCUUUGAAUAACUCAUUUUAUGAAUAAAAAGCAAGCACUGUGAGCUGAAUGUAUGUAA
Messenger RNA from Limulus polyphemus (Atlantic horseshoe crab), 1261 nucleotides. RefSeq lists its product as uncharacterized. The record is from RefSeq and is a predicted model, not a curated record. The transcript has 3 exons. Gene Ontology annotation, biological process: cilium organization. Lineage: Eukaryota; Metazoa; Arthropoda; Merostomata; Xiphosura; Limulidae. Bases 27 to 524 code for a protein of 165 amino acids.